Molecule: messenger RNA, 1521 nt
Organism: Prorocentrum cordatum
Lineage: Eukaryota; Dinophyceae; Prorocentrales; Prorocentraceae
Source: the annotation of a GenBank genome assembly
AUGGUCAACGUCGGCCUUGCCGCCACGCUGGGGUGCAUGGCCGUGCUCGCCAUUCCCGAGCUGCUCAGUCACAGCGGGCACGAUCACAAUGCCGCGCUCGGUUGGGCCAAUCUCCUGACGGAGAUGCUGCACAACUUUGCGGACGGCAUGUCCCUCGGCGUCGCCUGGGUGUCGGGCAUGACCAGCGGGCUCGCCACCGCGCUGGCGGUCGCCGUGCACGAGCUGCCCCAGGCAGCUGCGACCUUCUCGUCUCUGCCGGCGGACGUCCGACAGUUCGGGUGGUAUUCGCACUACCGUUACACCGAAUUUGCGUUGAUCGCUGCCAAGUUCUCCGAGGGGUUCGCGUCGAUUUGUAUGGUUGGCAUAAGGCCCCGCGUGCAGAACAGGUGCACAUGCGCAGAGUACCCUGCCCUUCAACAGGACCUCGAAGAUGCCUUCCGUCAGAAAAAGGCUCCUUUCUUCACCGCCGACGGCAAGGAGGAGUGCUCAUUCGAGAAGGAGAAGAUAUUCUGGAAGCAGGUCGGCAUUGCGGAUCUUGAGGUCGAGCUCGCAGUAAGUAGCACGACGGGUAAGUGCGCAGUAGUGUGUUCUUGCCCCGACGAAUUCAUGGAAGAGGCGAAAGACGUCAUCAAGAAACACAAUCAGAAGGAUAAUCUCCACAAGGUCGCCAUGUCCUGGGCAACGUCGAAAGACGUCUACAAGGGCGGCGCUGCGCUGGAUCCCGCCCAGACUCCGGUUGCCGCCGCGGAGAGGUACCUGCUGGCGGAGGAGGCGGAGGGGCAGGCGAGCGAGGACAACGUCGAGAACCUGAAGGAUGCCAAGAAGAAGGCGCUGCAGAUCGACCCCACGGACGCGCCCGCCUGGUUCAACCUGGGCGUCGACGGCGGCGGGACGGUCUCGGGCCGCGCCCACAGCAAGAAGGACUGCUUCGAGAAGGCGCUGCAGAUCGACCCCGAGCACAAGCUCGCCUGGUUCAACCUGGGCGUCGCCGGCGGCGGGACGGUCUCGGGCCGCGCCCACAGCAAGAAGAACUGCUUCGAGAAGGCGCUGCAGAUCGACCCCGAGUACGCGCGCGCCUGGUAUAACCUGGGCAACGCCGGCGGCGGGACGGUCUUGGGCCGCGCCCACAGCGAGAAGAACUGCUUCGAGAAGGCGCUGCAGAUCGACCCCGAGAACGCGCCCGCCUGGUAUAACCUGGGCAACGCCGGCGGCGGGACGGUCUCGGGCCGCGCCCACAGCCCGAAGAACUGCUUCGAGAAGGCGCUGCAGAUCGACCCCACGGACGCGGACGCCUGGUAUAACCUGGGCGUCGCCGGCGGCGGGACGGUCUCGGGCCGCGCCCACAGCCCGAAGAACUGCUACGAGAAGUCGCUGCAGAUCGACCCCGAGAACGCGCCCGCCUGGUAUAACCUGGGCAACGCCGGCGGCGGGACGGUCUCGGGCCGCGCCCACAGCAAGAAGGACUGCUACGAGAAGGCGCUGCAGAUCGACCCCACGUACGCGCCCACGCCUGCCUGCUGA